Messenger RNA from Knipowitschia caucasica, 342 nucleotides. The record is from the annotation of a GenBank genome assembly. NCBI's taxonomy places the organism in Eukaryota, Metazoa, Chordata, Actinopteri, Gobiiformes, Gobiidae.
AUGGACCUGCUGCCAAUGAGAGCGCGGGGGCCGGGGGGGGGACGGGGGAGGACGGGGGGGGGGGGGGGGGGGGGGGGACGGGGGAGGACGGGGGAGGACGGGGGAGGACGGGGGGGACGGACGGGGGAGGACGGGGGAGGACGGGGGGGGGACGGGGGAGGACGGGGGAGGACGGGGGAGGACGGGGGGGAGGGGGAGGACGGGGGGGAGGGGGGGACGGGGGGGGGGCGGGGGGAGGACGGGGGGGGACGGGGGAGGACGGGGGAGGACGGGGGGGAGGGGGGGGACGGGGAGCUUUCAGACAAACCACAUCUCUGCUGGUUCAAUAUGCAGAUGAGAUGA